UCGUAACAAAAGAAUUUUCUUUUGUAUCGAGCAGGGCUCCAAAACCAUUUCCAGAGAUGGAUUACCUUACUGUCCUCCUGACAAUCCUUCAUGCACACAAAGCUUUAUGUAGAGAGAUGUUUUGGGAUACAACUGUCAGACUUGCUGAGAAUAUGACUCUGGAGUGUGUGUACCCAUCAGCGGGCACCUUAACCCAGAUGGAGUGGUUCAAGAUCAACACCACGGAGAAGGAGUCCAUAGCGAUCUUCAACCCAACCCACGGCAUGGACAUUAGAGAAGGUUACACUGACAAGGUUUCCUUUUUAAAUGUAACUGGGACUCCCAAUGAUAUGACCUUGUUUUUUCACGAUGCCUCUGAAGCUGAUGUUGGCUUCUAUUCCUGCUCCCUUCACACCUUCCCUUAUGGACAUUGGGAGAAGAUAGUCCGGGUGGUUUCAUUCGAUGCUUUUGAGAUAGUGGAGUCACCAAGUCAGCCGGUGGUUUCGGCACCUGGAAAAAAUGUCACACUCACCUGUCAGCUGCCUGUGGAAUGGCCAGUAGAAAAAAUUACCUGGGAGAAGAUCCAGCCUCAUCAGAUCGACCUCCUAACCAGCUGUAACCUCUCCCAAGGGAGAAGUUGCGCUUCCAAGUACCACAGGAAGCUAUGGAGUUCCUGCAGCCCAGGGAUGCAGGAGAGCUCCCUCACCCUUCCCCAGGCCACAGAGUCUGACUCGGGACUUUACCGCUGUGACUUCAACGUCUUGGCAGUGGAAAAUGCAACCUGUGUGAUAAGAUUGACAGUAGCGUAUGGUAAAAAUGAUAGCCUGUACAUCCUCAUCGUGGCCGGAGGGACUGUUUUAUUGUUGAUGUUGAUUAUCAUAAUUACGUUAAUCACCACGUUUUCCUUUAACAGAAGACGACGACAAAACAGAAUUUUAUUUGAGAAGUCCUGGGAUACACAAAAUAAGGCAACCAAUAACUACCGAAGUCCCAUCUCAACCAAUCAACUGCUGGAUGGUGCGAAAGAGGAUGUUUAUGUCAACUUCCCAACCUUCUCUCGUAGACCGAAGACUAGAGUCUAAGCUUUCCCCGUGAUCUAGGCAAAAUAAUAAUGAUCAUGUUACAUGGAUCUUUAUAU
Molecule: messenger RNA, 1117 nt
Organism: Sorex fumeus (smoky shrew)
Lineage: Eukaryota; Metazoa; Chordata; Mammalia; Eulipotyphla; Soricidae
Gene: CD226
Product: CD226 molecule
Exons: 6
Coding region: 57-1061 (334 amino acids)
Biological process (GO): positive regulation of mast cell activation; positive regulation of Fc receptor mediated stimulatory signaling pathway; positive regulation of T cell receptor signaling pathway
Cellular component (GO): external side of plasma membrane
Source: RefSeq, a predicted model, not a curated record